AACUGCAUCCUGUCGCGUUCCCAGCCGUUCCUCUCCUUCAGUCGAACUCAGGGGUGAUGCCCGAGGCGCCUCACCUUUCAGAACUGGACCAUGAACAACUUCAUCCUCCUGGAAGAACAGCUGAUCAAGAAGUCCCAACAGAAGAGAAGGACUUCUCCCUCGAAUUUUAAAGUCCGUUUCUUCGUCUUAACGAAAGCCAGCCUGGCAUACUUCGAGGACCGCCACGGGAAGAAGCGCACGUUGAAGGGCUCCAUCGAACUCUCCAGAAUCAAGUGCGUGGAGAUUGUCAAGAGUGACAUUAGCAUCCCGUGCCACUAUAAAUACCCUUUUCAGGUCAUGCACGACAACUACCUCCUGUACGUGUUUGCUCCAGACUGCGAGAGCCGUCAGCGCUGGGUGCUCACCCUUAAAGAAGAAACGAGGAAUAACAACAGCCUAGUAUCCAAGUAUCACCCUAAUUUCUGGAUGGAUGGGCGGUGGAGGUGCUGUUCCCAGCUAGAGAAGCUUGCCGUAGGCUGUGCUCCCUACGACCCAACGAAGAAUGCUUCAAAGAAGCCUCUUCCUCCUACUCCUGAAGACAACAGGCGGUCAUUUCAGGAACCUGAAGAAACCCUGGUCAUUGCCUUGUACGACUACCAAACCAACGAUCCUCAGGAGCUCGCGCUGCGGCGUGAUGAAGAGUACUACCUGCUGGACAGCUCCGAGAUCCACUGGUGGCGGGUUCAAGACAAGAAUGGGCAUGAAGGAUAUGCACCCAGCAGUUACCUGGUGGAAAAGUCUCCAAAUAGCCUUGAAACCUACGAGUGGUACAAUAAAAGCAUCAGCCGAGACAAAGCUGAAAAACUUCUUUUGGACACAGGUAAAGAAGGAGCAUUCAUGGUCCGAGAUUCCAGGACACCCGGGACAUACACAGUCUCUGUCUUCACCAAGGCCAUCAUAAGUGAGAACAACCCCUGUAUAAAACAUUAUCACAUCAAAGAAACAAAUGACAGCCCCAAGCGGUACUAUGUGGCUGAGAAGUAUGUGUUUGACUCCAUCCCUCUCCUCAUCCAGUAUCACCAAUACAAUGGAGGAGGUUUGGUCACUCGACUCCGGUAUCCAGUUUGCUCCUGGAGGCAGAAAGCCCCUGUCACAGCAGGGCUAAGAUAUGGGAAGUGGGUGAUCCAGCCCUCGGAGCUAACUUUCGUGCAGGAGAUUGGCAGCGGGCAGUUUGGACUGGUGCAUCUCGGCUACUGGCUCAACAAGGACAAGGUGGCCAUCAAGACCAUUCAGGAAGGGGCGAUGUCAGAAGAAGACUUUAUCGAGGAGGCAGAAGUCAUGAUGAAACUCUCUCACCCCAAGCUGGUGCAGCUCUAUGGGGUGUGCUUGGAGCAAGCCCCCAUCUGCCUGGUGUUUGAGUUCAUGGAGCACGGCUGCCUAUCGGAUUACCUUCGAAGUCAGCGGGGUCUCUUUGCUGCAGAGACCCUGCUGGGCAUGUGCCUGGACGUGUGUGAGGGCAUGGCCUACCUAGAAAAAGCGUGUGUCAUCCACAGAGACCUGGCCGCCAGGAACUGUUUGGUGGGAGAAAACCAGGUCAUCAAGGUGUCCGACUUCGGCAUGACAAGGUUUGUCCUUGAUGAUCAAUAUACCAGCUCCACGGGCACCAAAUUCCCAGUGAAGUGGGCAUCCCCAGAAGUGUUCUCCUUCAGCCGCUACAGCAGCAAGUCAGAUGUGUGGUCAUUUGGUGUACUGAUGUGGGAAGUCUUCAGCGAAGGCAAAAUCCCAUAUGAAAACCGAAGCAAUUCAGAGGUCGUGGAAGACAUCAGCACUGGCUUUCGGUUAUACAAGCCCCGCCUGGCCUCCCCUCAUGUCUACCAGGUCAUGAAUCACUGCUGGAAAGAGAAACCGGAAGACCGGCCACCCUUCUCCCGGCUGUUAAGCCAACUGGCUGAAAUCGCAGAAUGUGGACUUUAGCCGGGACUCAUUGACCAGCCACCGCCAUGAAUCCUGAGCGAAGGAACAAUGUCCCUUUUCCAAAGCAUUAAAAGCUGCCACCAGCCCAGGACCCCCACAGGUGCCUGGACCAUGGCGGCAGCACCUGUGCAGCCACAACUGCAGCAUCCUAGAAGACGCUGGAGGGCCAGCCGCCGAGCCAACAGCUGGGCCGCAGCUGGAGCAGUGUCUCUGUGUCUGCCCCAUCCCAGCCUCUUGUCAUAUGCUGUACUCGAGGCUCCAUUGCCCGCUCUCAGGAACAGCCCUUCCCCUUCUCAGCAAUCAGGAGAGGCAGAUGUAGGCCACGCUCUUCUUUUUAUUAUUAUUUUAAGAAUAGUUCAAGUAAUCUUUAAUUUGACCCAACGAGACUAUAUGCCUAUUUUAUGGAUGGGAGAGUAGGAAAGCACCGUUCUUUUUCUAAGAAACCCACGGGGUGGUUAAAGCAGGGUGUUCUACUGCUGCAAGGCUGGCAGCCAUAGCUUCCUGCCACACACGAGGCAGAGUGGAUGCUUGUGCCAGAGGCCGGAUGUCAUACAACUUCAGAGCACACUGCCACCUCUCUUUGAUGGGGCACAGCGAGCUCCACUGGGUGGAUAGAGUGGGGUGACACAUUCAGAGCCCAUGGCUGGACCACAGGGUGUCUGAGUCUAGUCAGGAAUGAGAGGGCCUCCGAUGGUGGGAAUAAACGGGUGCAGAAGAAGUCUUUGGGUUGUUACUGAUCCUAUGACCCUGUGUAAUGGCGAGCCACGUGCGUGACUGGAUCUCCUGUUCUGCGUAGAAUGCUGUGGCGAUGACUACAGAAUGUUCGCCACUCCAGCCUCUCAGGAGCGGCGUCCACACGGCACUGCCCACAUGAACCGAGAUAGGGCAGCACUGUGAUGAUCAUGUUACUUUGAGACAUUGGGUUCUCUCAGGCCCUAGGGGUUUGUUUAGCAGUCUGAAGGUUGAGUCAAGCACUGGGCGGUGCUUCCAAAAUGCACAGAAUGUUGAUUGGCACUUGCACAGGUGACAGGCAUAUAGCCCGCAUGCUGGUUAUUCCUGAGGAACCGCAGUUCAUCCCAAGCCAGACAACUGUCCUGGUGACAGAACUGGGAAGGACAGAGAUUGAGACGCCACCCAAAUAUAAUCCAGGGCAGCCUCUUAGCUCUUCUCAACACUGCCUCCUGCUGAGACCGGACUGCUAAGGACGGUAACAUAGGAAAGUCAGACCUUAAUCAGCCACACCCCCACCCAACCAUGUUGUUCCUACAUAGAGCACUGGGGGGCACAGUGGGACCCUCCAAUUUGAAACGGACUGUUCUCUUUCUUCAUCUUCAUCCUCACCUUCAUCUGAGUUCACAACCCUCGAGCCACUCAAAAUUAACCCUUUCAUUCUCCCAGCCUACCAGAGUCACAUCGCCUGAGGCCAUUUAUACAAGAGCUUCAAAGGUGCUCUCAACUAGCCUCCUGCAGACUGUUUGCUGUAAUUAUCCCUUCAACCUAGAGCUGGAUCUCUUGUGAGGAGGAGGAUUCCCUGAUGCCAGGCACACUUGAUUUCCCUGCAGUGUUCAAACAAAGCUCCUAGAAAAAUGAUCAGAGUCACAGAUUUCCUCUUCCUAAGUCACACAGCAUUUUGUCUGGCUUGCACUUCAGAUGCAUCACUUCCGGCUGUAAUCACCAUGUCCAGCUAAAACUCUGUCACUCAGAAAACAAUCUUCCUCAACUGGCCCACACUCGUCUCUGUUUAUGUCUCAGCCUACUGUACAUUCUCUUUUGGGAACCCUUAAUUAAGAGACGGUUUCUGGGACAUCCAACCUAGACGCUAAACACUGGAACUGAGAGAUGUCUGUGGUGUGGUCUAGGAGACUGCCCUCCCCCACCAUACCGUGGUCUUGGCCCUCUAACCUCAAAUGUGUGGAGGCUUUGAUGGGCGUGUGUGCACCGCUUACUCCAGUGUCCCGCUUAGGAAGAUGGGAUUCUCUUCUGCUGGUUUCUGUCUUACAUUUUUGUAAAUGGUGCCCAGUGUUCACAGAAAGGUUUUGGUUCGAAAUGUAUUUUGUAGGUUUUGCAAUUCGUAAUGUUUGGGACUACGUAUUUAUGCCUGGAUCGGGAGAGUAUUUAUUGCUUGUGUUCCAGAUAAAAGUACUUCAGAUAUGUCUUACCCUCUGUAGGAGGCACAAGUCAACAGUUGCUUAUGGAAAAAAAAAUAAUAAUAAAGUUACAUGUUUUAC
Rattus norvegicus (Norway rat) is the source of this 4181-nucleotide messenger RNA. It is a transcript of the gene Itk, whose product is annotated as IL2-inducible T-cell kinase. Gene Ontology annotation, biological process: intracellular signal transduction; signal transduction; T cell activation. Gene Ontology annotation, cellular component: cytosol; nucleus; cytoplasm. Bases 91 to 1953 code for a protein of 620 amino acids. The record is from RefSeq and is marked validated. NCBI's taxonomy places the organism in Eukaryota, Metazoa, Chordata, Mammalia, Rodentia, Muridae. The transcript is spliced from 17 exons. Gene Ontology annotation, molecular function: non-membrane spanning protein tyrosine kinase activity; kinase activity; nucleotide binding.